Messenger RNA from Varanus komodoensis (Komodo dragon), 1587 nucleotides. It is a transcript of the gene SIGIRR, whose product is annotated as single Ig and TIR domain containing. NCBI's taxonomy places the organism in Eukaryota, Metazoa, Chordata, Lepidosauria, Squamata, Varanidae. The record is from RefSeq and is a predicted model, not a curated record. Gene Ontology annotation, biological process: signal transduction. The coding region runs from base 1 to 1587 and encodes 528 amino acids. The transcript is spliced from 10 exons.
AUGCAGGAAAGGACAGCAGUUGCACAAGCCUCUAAUUUAUCCUGUGUGGAUCCAGCUUACUUCUAUGAUCACACCAUUUGGACCCGCCAAGAAUCUAUUACUCAUUUGUUCUGCCCUUUGGAUAAUCAGAGCCUUCAGCUCCUUCAGUCCACAACAGACAUUAAUAUCCAGUGGAGCAAAGACUGUCACCCACUUAACCUCACUGCUUCAGGCCGCCUGCAUAGCACACUGAGGAACACAACUGCAUACCUCACCUUUGAGCAACCACAUGCCAGCGAUGCAGGCAACUAUACCUGCACACUCUACUUGAAUAGUCAAAGAAACAUCUCUUUCACCAUCCGACUGGAUAUGGCAGAUCCUUGCCAUGUGCUUCCCCAGUUCCUCUACCCUACUAGCAAUCAGACUUUGGAACAAGCAUUGGGAAGCCAGGUAACACUGAACUGCACGGUGCAGCUGCCCUAUAGUAGAAACUGUGAUCUUGACCUGCACUGGAUGAAAGGUGACCAGUGGUUAGACAAUACGACCUAUGCUGCUUUUUCUCAGUGGUUCUCUGAUAAUGGAACAGAGACAUUUGUUUCCAGCACAUUGGAGGUGAAUGUGACUACUGAUGAAAAUUAUGGAGUGUUUGCCUGCUUGAUUAGAAAUAGCAAAGCAGUCUUCACACUGCAAAAAUCAGCCGAGACUGCUGGGCACUUGGGUGCUGUAAUAGCAGCACUUGUCAUUGCAGUCCUGCUGCUACUAAUUGCUGUGAUGUAUGUGAAGUGCCGUCUAAAUGUGCUGCUGUGGUACCGGAACCAUUAUGGAGAACUGGAGAUCAAUGAUGGAAAGCUCUAUGAUGCCUAUGUGUCCUAUGCUAACUCAGCAGAUGACAGGAAGUUUGUGAAUUUCAUAGUGAAGCCACAGCUGGAGAAUCGUCAUGGCUACAAGCUCUUCCUAGAUGAUAAAGAUAUUCUGCCCAAUUCAGAACCUUCUGCAGAUCUGAUAAUGAACGUUAGCCGGUGCCGACGCCUCAUUGUGGUUCUGUCUAAUGCGUACCUGGAACAAGAAUGGUGCAGCAAUAAUUUCAGGGAGGGUCUUUGGAGACUGCUGGAACUGUCCCAGACACCAAUCUUCAUUGCUUUUGAGAGCCAGUAUCGGGAAAUAACACAUCCGGCCAUUAAUUUGCUGAAGCAGCACAAGAGCGCUGUGAUCCUGCUCGUAUGGCGUGCUGGAUCCAUGAUGCCGUCAUCUGAUUUCUGGAAGGAACUGUGCCUUGCCCUUCCUCGGAAAGUGUCUUACCAUGGCCUCAGGGGAGACCCCCAAACCCAUCUCCAGGAGGACAAGGAUCCCAUGCUGAUUCUCCACAGCAGUUACUUGGAUUUCCGGAGAGACUCCCAUCCUGAAGGAGACACUGCUAUUCGAGGGGCCAUUUUCAAAGGUCCCCCACCACAUUGUAUGACUGGCCCUGAUGGUCUGCCAGUUGGUGCCAUGGAAGAAGUUCAGCUUGGAGAAAAGCAAAGGAGUGAGAUAGACAUCUCUGAUUUGGGAUCACGCAGCUAUGAAGCAAGGACAGACUUCUACUGCCUAGUCACAGAAGAUGAUAUAUAA